AUGACUGAUUUAACUCCAACUUUCAAAGAAAUGUUGACCAUUUUUGAUGAAGAUAAUCGUAAAAAUGGAGGUAUACAGAAGACUAUGGUCUCAAAGGCUGUUGAUACAACUGUAAAAAAAUACGAAUUGAAGGAUUCAUUCGUUAAAGAAUGUUAUGAAUUGUUAGAUUUUAUGCGUGAAUUGCGUAAAGUUCUGAAUAGUAUAAAGGCUGAUUAUUAUAAUGAAAAUGAUUUAAAUAUGACAGAAGCACAAAAAGAUGAUUUCGAUACAGAAUUUAGGUUACAAUUUCAGAAAUAUGUUCAAAAGUUUAAAAGUUUAGAGAAGUACGAAACUGAUCGACAGGCAUUGAUUGAGAAAACGAUAAUGAAUCCCCAUGGUAAAGUAAUGAAUGUAUUUAAAGGAAAUAAUUCUAAUCAAAAUAUAUUGAUAGAGUUCCAUAAAUCUAAUGAUAGGUUUAGAACAGGGGUUCUUCAAUCUUUGACUUUAUUCAUUGCAACCAUUUCUUCAGAAUUUGCUUCUAUGCAACAGAGACGAUUAACUCAACAACGGAAAUUUGAAAUGUUUGACCUUAACGAUAACCUAGGACUCAACGAUUCGCCAAUGAUGUCUCACGAACAAUUAGCAACACCACCUUCAAUACCAACAAAUCAAGGACAAACAGAUGUGACUGUAGAGGAACCAUUAAGCAUUACUGUUUCUCACUCUGCUGUAGAAAGUGUGCAACAAGAAGUUAAACAAUACGAGGAAACAAUGUCCAAACUAUCACAAGAACAGAUACAAUUGUUAGAAACAGAGCAUGAAGAAUUGCUAAAUGAAAAAAACGAACAAUUAAAGGCCGUAGAGAAGAUAAAUAAGACAAUUCUGGAUAUUGUGAGCAUUCAAAAUGAGCUUUCUACUCAUUUACAAAGCCAGUCUCAAGAUAUUAAUACAAUGCUUGAUAAUCAAGAUGAAAUUGAUAUUAAUAUCAAGAAAGGUAAUACCCAGUUAAAGAAAGCUAAAAAAUCAGCCAGUCGAACGGCAAAUAUGACAAAAUAUCUUGCAAUUUUGAUUGGUAUUCUAAUUCUAUUGAUAGAUUUUAUUAAUUAG
Molecule: messenger RNA, 1086 nt
Organism: Maudiozyma saulgeensis
Lineage: Eukaryota; Fungi; Ascomycota; Saccharomycetes; Saccharomycetales; Saccharomycetaceae
Source: the annotation of a GenBank genome assembly